Molecule: messenger RNA, 3019 nt
Organism: Lagenorhynchus albirostris (white-beaked dolphin)
Lineage: Eukaryota; Metazoa; Chordata; Mammalia; Artiodactyla; Delphinidae
Gene: WRAP73
Product: WD repeat containing, antisense to TP73
Exons: 12
Coding region: 1422-2801 (459 amino acids)
Biological process (GO): microtubule anchoring at mitotic spindle pole body; protein localization to mitotic spindle pole body; mitotic sister chromatid segregation
Cellular component (GO): mitotic spindle; MWP complex; microtubule organizing center
Molecular function (GO): protein binding
Source: RefSeq, a predicted model, not a curated record
CGGUCCCUAGAGCGCAGGCUCAGUAUUUGUGGCACAUAGGCUUAGUUGCUCUGUGGCAUGUGGGAUCUUCCCAGACCAGGGCUCGAACCCGUGUCCCCUGCAUUGGCAGGCGGAUUCUUAACCACUGUGCCACCAGGGAAGUCCCUCUUGUGGCUUUUUUUUAAUGGGAGUUUAUAAAACAAAAAUCCAAUAAUCCAGUUUGACCUUGAUAAAUACAAAAAUGAAGCAAUUAACAUUGAAAAGUCAGUUCUUGAUUUUUGAACUGUGAGGUACUGUCCUAUUAGCAGGUACGUUUACUCAAUCAUAGAAAUUAUUUGCUUGGAUUUGGAUAUUAUUAACAAAUAUAGACAUCAAGUAACUGUAUCUUUAAGAAACCUGUAUUAACACUUAAACUUUUCAGAGUCAGGAUUAGGAAUAAGUUAAUGUGGGUGUGUAAGAACCCCCCAGCCCUUCCUCCUAUGAGUCCCACACGACGGCCACACUCAACACUUCUGACACAUCUGGUCACCAACCGUGUGGGGUUUUUUCCUCACACCAAGCAGUUGUCCACCACGCCAGCUGGGUGUCCUACAGUUUGACUCAAUUCCGACACUGUCUACCUGGAGAGAGCGCCAGGUCCAACAGGUUAAGGGCUCAGUCCCACAAGACUGCUUCCUCCCCCUUCAGACGCCAGUUGCAGGUCCAGGUUGUCACCUGUGCGUCUGGCUAUAGGUCAGAGGUUCCAUGAUGUCCUCUUUGGGUUCCAUUGAUUUGCUAGAGUGACUCACAGCACUCAGAGAAACACGUUUACCAGUUUAUUAAAGGAUAUGGUGAAGGACACGCAUGAGCAGCCAGAUGAAGAGAUACACAGGAUGAGGCCCGGGGGGCCCUGAGUGCAGGAGCGUCUGUCCCUGUGAAUCUGGGGUGCGUCACCCUCCGUGUCUGGUUGUGCUCACUCCCCUGGAAGCUCUGAACCCCGUAUUAUUGGGAUUUUACGGGGCCUUCAUCGCAUGGGCCUGAGCCAUCAUUAACUCCAUUUUUAGUCCUUUUCGCCGAAGAGAAAGGGGGGUGGGGCUGAAAUUUCCAAGCUUCUAAUCUUGGCUUGGUCUUCCGGGUGACAGCCCCAUCCAGGAGCCCACCCAGAGUUGCCGAUCUAGAACAAAAGAUGCUCCUGUCACCCAGGAAAUUGCACAGGUUUCGUUCAGGAGCCCUGUGUCAGGACCUGAGGGCAGAGACCAACAUGUCUCUUCUGUUCUCUCAUCACAGGUCAAUGAGCAUUUAUGAAGCGUCCUUACACCUGCAGAAUUUCAAACCUGUGUGUUGCCUUUCUGUUGCUUAGGCUCCAAGUCAGACAUUGAACAGAAGGGAACUGCGCCUCUGGGGUCGUUCUCCCCCGCAGCCCUGCACCUCCCUGCUCACUCCUUACAGCUUGUCUGCAGGUGAUGGAAGCAGAGAGGAUUGGGUUGUUCACAGAUGGGCCUCUCCGCAGUGCUGUUUCCUGCUUCAGGGCUUCCUGCGUCCAGUACCGGUUAGUGGUCCGGGAUGCCAGCACCCUCCAGAUCUGCCAGCUGUACACGUGCCUGGACCAGAUCCAGCACAUCGAGUGGUCGGCCGACUCGCUCUUCAUCCUGUGUGCCCUCUACAAGCGGGGGCUGGUGCAGGUGUGGUCUUUGGAGCAGCCAGAGUGGCACUGCAAAAUAGACGAGGGUUCGGCAGGGCUGGUGGCUUCCUGCUGGAGCCCCGAUGGGCGCCACAUCCUCAACACGACGGAAUUCCACCUGCGGAUAACUGUCUGGUCCUUGUGCACAAAGUCCGUGUCCUACAUCAAGUACCCUAAGGCUUGUCAGCAGGGAAUAACCUUUACCAGGGACGGCCGCUACCUGGCGCUGGCCGAGAGACGGGACUGCAAAGACUACGUGAGCAUCUUGGUCUGCAGCGACUGGCAGCUUCUGCGGCACUUUGACACGGACACGCAGGACCUGGCCGGGAUCGAGUGGGCCCCCAAUGGCUGCGUGCUGGCCGCCUGGGACUCCUGCCUGGAGUACAAGAUCCUGCUCUACGCCCUGGACGGCCGGCUGCUGUCUGCGUUCUGUGCUUACGAGCGGUCCCUGGGCAUCAAGUCCGUGGCCUGGAGCCCCAGCAGUCAGUUCCUGGCAGUCGGGAGCUACGACGGAAAGGUGCGGAUUCUUAACCACGUGACGUGGAAAAUGAUCACAGAAUUCGGGCAUCCUGCGACCAUUAAUAAUCCCAAAAUAGUGGUGUACAAGGAGGCCGAGAAGAGCCCGCCACUGGUGCUGGGCCGCCUGGCCUUCCCUCCGCCCAGAGCAGCGGCUGGACCCCUGUCCUCCAUGGAGAGCGAAUACGAGGUUGCCUCGGUGCCGGUCUCCUUACAGACGCUGAAGCCUGCCGCCGACAGAGCCAACCCCAGGAUCGGCAUCGGGGCACUGGCCUUCAGUCCCGACAACUGCUUCCUGGCGACGAGGAGUGACAGUGUCCCCUCCGCCGUCUGGAUCUGGGACAUCCAGAAGCUGAGGCUGCUCGCAGUGCUGGAGCAGCUGUCCGCCGUGCGCUGCUUCCAGUGGGACCCGCGGCAGGCCCGGCUGGCCAUCUGCACGGGGGGCAGCAAGGUGUACCUGUGGUCGCCGGCGGGCUGCGUGUCGGUGCAGGUACCCGGGGAAGGUGGCCUCCAGGUGCUCUCCGUGUGCUGGCACCUGAGCGGGGACUCCCUGGCCGUCCUCAGCAAGGACCGCUUCUGCCUGUGCUUCCUGGAGACAGAGCAGGGGGUCGGCACAGCCUUCGGGCAGGCGGGUGACCACACGUAGGGCCCGUGCUUCAUCAGGCCCACGUGGCUCAAGGUGGGAGACCUUGGCUUGUGCUGGCCGUGGGAAAGGAGCAGAGCUUCCUGGUGCUGCGUCUCCCACUGGGGUGGCCCGGAGGAAGCGUUUUGCUUCUGUUUUUCUAUAGCAAGCCAUUUUUGUUAAUACGUAUGGUAUAAAACUAAUUUUUGUUACUUAAAAUAAAUAUUUGCUAAUUCAUAAAA